AUGAAUCACUACACCAACAACAACCUUCGGAAGGUUUACCACGAUCCUCGAACCGAUCGUUUCGCCGUGGUUGUGCCGUUGCGACCGCGCAGUUUGCUGGAUCUUUUUGAAGCCUGCUGUCACCGUCCUUCGGUUGGAUCGGAGGUCGGCAUCGACAAAACCAAAAAUCGUUGUGUACGGAGCCGUGACCAAGAGUUGACUUCUUCAGGGGAAUUUAAGCAUCAGCAGAGCAUGGGAGGGGUGGCGCUCGAAGUGCCCAAGGCUGCUGUCGACAAUUCCAAGGGUCCACUUUUGGGGUCCUUACUUCUUGAUCAACUACUGGGUCGCCCGAGCCAUUCUGUUGGGGCAGCAGAACAUGGGAACCAAAGCGAUCAGUCGAAUACAUUUUUCAUUCGACGCAAGCUGCUUCGUCGUCGUCAUUUGCACAAAAUUCAAAAGGAACGUGAAGAACGAGCCACCACUGCUGCAUCAGCCUCUGUACAAAUUCAGCACCCUCGACCCAUCUACGCCCAUUCUUCUUACCAACCCGCUUUCUACCGAGGAAUGCCGCAGUACCACCAUUUUAUGGAAGUUCCGCAAAUAACAAUCCAAGCUGAUUGUAUGCGCAUGCCGUGUAUUUCGCCGGUCCAGAUUUCCAAUAAGCGGCGUAAGAUUGGAGUCGUGGAGGCGAUUCCGGUUUCCGUCUGA
Molecule: messenger RNA, 687 nt
Organism: Phaeodactylum tricornutum CCAP 1055/1
Lineage: Eukaryota; Bacillariophyta; Bacillariophyceae; Surirellales; Neidiaceae
Exons: 2
Coding region: 1-687 (228 amino acids)
Source: RefSeq, a predicted model, not a curated record